GAUCAACGCGCGAAGAAAAAAAUGUUUUGUGAGGAUUUCUCUUAUAAAAAUGCAUAAAAAGCCACGCUUGGAGAAAGGGCCCCAUGAGUGUGAAACUUGUGGAAAAGAAUUUUUUACUCCACGUAAGCUUAAGGAUCAUUUGCGUCACAUUUGUAAAAAAAGAUUCGCAGACGACCAUAAAAUGAAACUGCACACAGCCACUCACGUCGAAAAUGACAGACCUUAUAAGUGUUCAGUUUGUGCCAAAGCUUUCAUGAACUCUUCCCAUUUAAAACUCCAUGAGCAAAGUCACUUAGAAGUGAAACCCUUUCAAUGUGAUAUUUGCAAGAAAGGCUUCUUAAGGAAAAGUGAUUUAAAACUACAUAUAUUGGUCCACGAAAACAAAAAACUUUUUUCAUGUGACAUUUGCUCCAAAGAUUUUGUUACGAAUUCUGUUCUAAAAAAGCAUAAAAAUGUACACUUGAUGAAAAAACACUACAUUUGUAAAAUCUGUGGAAAAAGAUGUGUCAAUGCCAAUAACCUUAGCAUUCACAUACAAAGUCAUAAUGGAGAAAAGCAGCUCGAGUGCAGUAUUUGUAAGAAAACAUUCAAAAACUAUUACACUAUGAAAUUGCAUAUAGUUACUCAUAUGGAAAGUGGUGAAAGGUACAAAUGUCCAGUUUGUGCGAAAGAUUUUGUAAAGUUCGGCAGUUUACAAUACCACAUGCAAAAUCAUGCAGAGAUUAAGCCAUUUGAAUGUGAUAUUUGUAAGAAGGGAUAUUUAAGAAAAGGUUAUUUAACGAACCACAUGCGGAUACACGAAAACAAAAAACCUUUCGCCUGUGACACAUGUUUGAAAACUUUUGUAAGUAUGUCUCUUCUAAAAAAACAUCAGAAAACGCACUCGGAAAAAAAGCCCUACGGAUGUAACACCUGCGGGAAAAGUUUUAUCAGCAGAACUGCGCUUCGUGUUCAUAUGAUUCGUCAUACUGAAGAAAUGCCUUUUGAGUGCGAUAUUUGUAAGAAAAAAUUCAAGAAACAUGUAACAAUGAAAUAUCACAUAAUAGAUCAUAUGGGAGUGGGCAAACCAUACAAGUGCCCACUGUGUACAAAAUCAUUUUCGAGAUCAUCGUAUUUAAGUGCCCACACACAAAGGCACAAGGGGGUUAAAUCAAGCUGUGAAUUUGAAUGCGAUAUUUGCAAAAAGACGUUUUUAGCCAAGGCUUCUGUAAAAUCACACAUGCUUAUCCACGAGGACAGAAAAUCUUUUGUUUGUGAUAUUUGCUCGAAAAGUUUUGCGAAGAAAACUUAUCUGAAUGUUCAUAAGAAGCUGCACUUGGAUAAAAAACCGCAUGAAUGUCCAGUUUGUGCGAAGGGUUUCGUGAAAGUGUAUCAUUUACAAGUCCACGUGCGAAUCCACUCAGGAGUUAAACCCCACAAAUGUGAAAUUUGCAAGAAGAGUUUUUUAAGAAAGGAUGGUUUAAAAGCACACAUGCUUACGCACAAAAAGCUACACAUUUUUUCUUGCGGCGUUUGUUCCAACAAUUAUGUGAAGAUAUCUGACUUGAAUGAUCAUAUGAAAACGCAUAACGAACCCUCCGGGUGCGAAAUCUCUACGGGAACCUAUAUUACUAGAAGUCACACUAGAAAAAGGGAGUUUGAAUGCGAUAUUUGCAAACAAAAAUUCAAGAAACGUGAGACAAUGAAACAACACAUAAUGGCCCAUAUGAGUGAUUGUAAAGGUUAUAUGUGUCCUGUGUGUAAAAAAUGUUUUACGCGAUCGUACAAUUUAAAUAAACACAGGCUCAUCCAUAAAGAUAAAAAGGAAUCAGAAGCCCACAACUGUGAAACCUGUGGAAAAAGAUUUAUUGGUACACAGAAGUUUAACAAUCAUAUGCGCAGCCACACCGAUGAUAAGCCUUUUAAGUGUGAUAUUUGUGAAAAACAGUUCAGAUACGAACAUUACUUAAGGUUUCACAAAGUAAGUCAUAAGAAAAGUAAAACUAAGAAGUUUCGGAAUAAACAACCUGUUUUUGAUUCUGUUCUGUGCAAGACUUACGAGGAGAAAAUGAAAGAUAAUCUACAGGGUUAUAGCAACGCAGAUAAUAGUUUUGAUCAGAAUUUGUUUGGACAUAAUAUAGUUAGCACUUUCAAUUCAGAACUGAGGAGUGAAGUGCAAGAGCAAGCGAACUAUAUUUUACCGCACAUUAAAACUGAACUGGAUGAUACAUUAGAUUCAAAUUUCGGAAUAGAAUUUGAAGCAGUGAAGCACGAGCAAAAUAAUGUAGUUAGUGUAAAAACUGAAAUUACGAGUCAAGUGCGAGAUCAAGAGAACAGUAAUUUGGAAAUUUGGCAGGAAAUCAGUCUUGAAUCAAAGACAGAAAAUCCAAACUGUAUUUUCUUUCCAGUGAAAACAGAGCUUGAAGAUAUAAAGCCGGAAAUUUAAGUGAUGGAAUACAAUUAAUGAAAUACAGAUAUUUUUAUUUUGCGCAGAAACUAGUAUUGUUUAGCAACACAGUGAUCACUUUUGCACAAAUUUAUUUUUCAAGUCAAAUGUUUGAUACUUUGACUUCUAUUUGUAGCUAUAAAUAACUUUUAUAAUUGGAUGAAAAC
Belonocnema kinseyi is the source of this 2592-nucleotide messenger RNA. RefSeq names its product zinc finger protein 493-like. The coding region runs from base 50 to 2425 and encodes 791 amino acids. The record is from RefSeq and is a predicted model, not a curated record. The transcript has a single exon. Gene Ontology annotation, biological process: regulation of transcription by RNA polymerase II. Gene Ontology annotation, molecular function: RNA polymerase II cis-regulatory region sequence-specific DNA binding; DNA-binding transcription factor activity, RNA polymerase II-specific. Lineage: Eukaryota; Metazoa; Arthropoda; Insecta; Hymenoptera; Cynipidae.